Fimicolochytrium jonesii is the source of this 1203-nucleotide messenger RNA. Its product is annotated as Alpha/Beta hydrolase protein. The record is from RefSeq and is a predicted model, not a curated record. The coding region runs from base 1 to 1203 and encodes 400 amino acids. The transcript is spliced from 5 exons. Gene Ontology annotation, biological process: lipid metabolic process. NCBI's taxonomy places the organism in Eukaryota, Fungi, Chytridiomycota, Chytridiomycetes, Spizellomycetales, Powellomycetaceae.
AUGCACAUUGCUAGCUUCACCACUGGCGUCGCCGCCGUGGCCCUUUGCCUCCUGUCAACGGUGACUGCCGCACCUGCGAGAAACUCGCUGACCGACGCGGAGAUCCAGCAGCAGCGUUUGCAGUUUUUGAGCCAGAAUUAUAACACGACCGCGAACAGCGCCAUGAUCAGAAACCUGGACUCCGCCGCUAUCGCCAACGUGCAAAAAGCGCUUGCUCAGAAGCCCUCUUCGUUCACCGGCAACGGCGCCGCCCCGAACCCGGCGAGCUGGAGCCCCACGGUGACGACAGUCAACGGAUUCAGCAAAAACCUCCUCACGGACCCGUACGCUGAUGCUGCCGAUGCGACUGAGAUUAGCAGAUACCAGCUGUAUGCUGGUGCUGCUUACUGCUUUAAGUGGCAUCUAAACUACAAGUGGAACUGCAACGAGCGCUGCACGAACGACCUGACGAAAGGCACGACCCUGGUGGACCACUUCUACAAAGACUCCACUACUGGCUACGUCGCCUACAACGACGCUCAAAAAACCAUCAUCAUCUCCUUCCGCGGCACUUUGUUCCCGCUCAACUUCUUCCGCGACCUCCAGCUCUACACGGAGAAGCUGACCAUCGGCGUUAACGGCGCCGGUUGGGGUACUGCUGCCCCGGCCGCCGCACGCGUCCACAGCGGAUUCCAGACGACGUACGAGGUUGCACAGGCUCGUGUGCGUUCUACCGUUUCUAGCAUCUUGGCCCAGCCUGCAAGGAGUCAGUACAAGAUUGUCGUGACCGGUCAUUCGUUGGGAGGAGCUGUUGCUGUUCUUGCGGCCCUGGAUCUCCUCGACUUUGUCACCCCCUCCCUCAACAACCGCAUCGAGCUCUACACCUACGGCGAGCCCCGCGUCGGCAACUCCGUCUUUGCCCGCUGGGUCGACUCUCUACCCAUCAAGAUCCGCCGUGUGACCGCCCUCCACGACCUCAUUUCCACCGUCCCCCGCCGUGAAUGGGGCACCCUCGACUACCAGCACCACAAUGCCGAGUACUACAUCGACGGCGAUAAGAAGGCCCGCAACUGUGUCGAGCCGGCAGACGGUGGUGAACCUUCGGGAUGUCUGAAUGGAGAGGGAUGGCCGAUCGCUAAGGACGUCGUUAGCAUCUUGACACCCGCAUGGAUCUUCUGGCACUUGAACAGCUACGGUGGUGCUGUCUUCGGACCCUGGUGCUGA